UCACAGACACUGACACAGGCAACAUUAUGAUGAUGUCAGUCUUUCUACUGCUGCUGAUGCUGGGAGUCUUUGUACAGGAAUUAAUGGCAGAUAUAGUUGUGACUCAGUCUCCAUCAGCUCAGGCUGUUCAGCAGGGAGACACUGUUUCUAUCAGCUGUAGAACCAGUGAGAGUGUAUUCAGUGACCUGCAGUGGUACCUGCAGAAACCUGGUCAACCUCCAAAACUUCUGAUUUAUGAUGACACAACUCGCCAGUCUGGGAUUCCUGAUCGUUUCAGUGGGAGUGGAUCUGGGACUCAGUUUACACUGAAAAUCACUGGAGUCCAGGCUGAAGACGCAGGAGAUUAUUACUGUCUGCAGGCUGAAAGCAGGCUGUUCACACAAACACAUCUCAACCCACAGUCAGCCCUACGACCCUGGCUUUCCAAAGACAAAGACACUGACACAGGAAGCAUUAUGAUGAUGUCAGUCUUUCCAAUGCUGGUGAUGUUGGGACUCUUUGUACAGGAAUCAAUGGCAGAUAUAGUUGUGACUCAGUCUCCAUCAGCUCAGGCUGUUCAGCAGGGAGGCACUGUCUCCAUCAGCUGUACAGUCAGUCAGAGUGUUUUCUACACCUCAACAUAUGGCCACAGGCUCCACUGGUACCUGCAGAAACCUGGUCAGGCUCCUAAACUUCUGGUCUAUCUUUCAACCACUCGUCAGUCUGGGAUUCCUGAUCGUUUCAGUGGGAGUGGAUCUGGGACUCAGUUUACACUGAAAAUCACUGCAGUCCAGGCUGAAGAUGCAGGAGAUUAUUACUGUCAGAGUGCACACAGUGGUGGUGUGUUCACACAGUGA
This is a messenger RNA of Conger conger (European conger), 836 nucleotides long. RefSeq lists its product as uncharacterized. The record is from RefSeq and is a predicted model, not a curated record. Bases 27 to 836 code for a protein of 269 amino acids. The transcript is spliced from 5 exons. Gene Ontology annotation, biological process: immunoglobulin production; immune response. NCBI's taxonomy places the organism in Eukaryota, Metazoa, Chordata, Actinopteri, Anguilliformes, Congridae.